UGACAGCAGCAGGAGGAGGAGGAGGAGGAGCAGCGUCGAGGAGAGUGCGGGAGAGCGGAGUGUCACACAGCAGCCGACCCUCACUGGCACACGGAGACCCUGGCACUUCUCUGUGCCUCAUUCUGCACCAUGGCUGAAGUCAGAAAAUUCACCAAGAGACUCAGCAAGCCCGGGACAGCGGCAGAGCUGAGGCAGAGUGUGUCUGAGGCAGUCCGGAGCUCGGUCAUCCUGGAGAAGGCAAGAGUGGUAGAACCUUUGGACUAUGAGACCGUCAUUUCUCAAAGAAAAGCCCAGAUCUUCAGUGAUCCACAUCGAGAUAUGCUGAUGUUCCCCAUGGAGGAUGUUUUUAUGUCAACAGUUGGGCGUCAGCACAGAACCAUCACAUCUACAGUUCCCGAGGAUGCUGAAAACAAAGCCAAGAGCCUGUUUGUAAAAGAGUGUAUAAAAUAUUACAGCUUAGACUGGAAAGUGGUAAACUACAAAUAUGAGGAAUACUCGGGAGAUUUUCGAGCCUUGCCUUGUAAAUCCUUUCAGCCAGAGAAGACGCCCAGCCAUGUGUUUGAGAUAGAUGAGGACUUUGACAAAGAUGAGGAUUCUUCAUCAAUCUACUCUAAUAAAGGAGGAGUCAUCAAACAAGGCUGGCUGUAUAAAGCCAAUAUAGGCACCACUAUUCCUGUCACUAUGAAGGUGUUUAGAAAGCGAUAUUUCUACUUGACUCAGCUGCCUGAUGGCUCCUAUAUUCUAAACUCAUAUAAGGAUGACAAAUCUCCAAAGGACUCAAAAGGCUGCAUAUUCCUGGAUUCCUGCAUUGAUGUCACUCAGUGUCCAAAGCUGCGUCGCAAUGCUUUUGAGUUGAGGAUGCUAGAUAAAUCGAGCCAUCAUCUGGCAGCUGAGACGGAACAGGAAAUGGAGGAGUGGCUGCAGACAUUGAAGAAAAUCAUUCAACUCAAUACAGACAGCUUAGUGCAAGAGAAGAGAUACACAGCAGAUCCUGUUCAAGAUGAUGAGGGCGGUGGUGCUGGGAAAUCGGAUAACAUCAUGGAAAGCCUGGAGAAGAGCAUGCAUCCUGAGCUGGUGAAGUAUGGAAGAGAGACGGAACAGUUGAAUAAGUUGAGCAGAAGUGAAGCACGACAGAACCUAUUCUCAUUUGACUCUGAUGUGCAGAGACUGGACUUUUCUGGCAUUGAGCCAGACAUUCGGCCAUUUGAAGAGAAAAGCAGACGUCAUUUCUUAGUCCAAUGCCAGGAACUGAGCUUUAAUAUACUUGGGAAUGUGACUGAAAAUCCUGAAGGACCCUUGACAAACGUGGAGCCAUUUUUUGUCAGUUUAGCACUGUUUGAUGUUAAAAAUAACUGCAAAAUUUCAGCAGACUUCCACGUGGACCUUAAUCCUUUGUCAGUAAGAGAAAUGUUAAGCAAUCUUCCCGAGAUGGUCAAUGGAAGUCCUAAAAAGUCAUACAAUGAGAAUCGUGUCCAUGGCAUCCCAGAAUCUCAGUUCCAGUUCAUAAAAGAGGGAAUAUUUUCAGUGACAAAUCCACAUCCUGAGGUUUUUUUAGUGGCACGCAUUGAAAAAGUCUUACAGGGGAAUAUCACACAUUGUGCAGAACCAUACAUCAAAAACUCUGAUCCAGCAAAGAUCGCACAGAAAGUGCACAAGAUUGCAAGACAGGUGUGCAGCCGCUUGUCUCAGUAUAGAAUGCCAUUCGCUUGGGCUGCAAGGCCGGUAUUCAAGGACACCCAGGGGACCCUAGAUGUUGAAGGGAAAUUUUCUCCAUUAUACAAACAGGAUAGCGGUAAACUUUCUAAUGAUGAUCUUCUUAAGCUACUGGCGGAGUACAGGAAACCAGAAAAGACUAAACUCCAAAUUAUACCUGGACACCUGGAUGUUACUGUAGACUGUGUGCCACUGGACUUUGCAAAUUGUGUGACGCCCUCAUAUGUACCAAUUAGGCCGUAUGACAAAGAGAACAAAAAGAUUGCUGUAGAAGUUGAGGAAUUUGUUCCAGAAGUGACAAAGUAUUGCUAUCCUUUUACUAGCUACAGAAAUCAUCUCUAUGUAUAUCCUCUACAUCUAAAGUACGAUAGCCAGAAAUCAUUUGCUAAGGCUAGGAAUAUUGCUGUCAAGGUUGAAUUUCGAGACAUUGAUGAGCCGGAUGCCCCAGCACUGACGUGUAUUUAUGGAAAGCCUGGGGGACCUGUAUUCACCACAUAUGCGUAUGCUGUGGUCCUGCACCAUAACCAGAGCCCAGAAUUCUAUGAUGAGAUUAAAAUUGAGCUUCCUUUACAUCUUCACCAGAAGCACCAUUUGUUGUUCACCUUUUUUCAUGUCAGCUGUGACAUCAAUUCGAAGGGGAGCAGUAAGAAGCAUGAAAAUGCUGAAACACCAGUCGGGUACAGCUGGGUCCGCUUAUUGAAGGAAGGCAGACUUAUUACAUGUGACCAACAACUGCCGGUUGCUGCCAAUCUUACCUCUGGGUAUCUGGGUCAGAGUGAGACAGACACCAAAAAGAGCAGCAAUGAUAUCAAAUGGGUCGAUGGAGCAAAACCAUUAUUCAAAAUCGGAAGUCAUCUGGAAUCCACUGUGUAUACACAAGAUUUACAUCUGUACAAUUUCUUUGAGUACUGCCAGAAAAGUCUGUCCGGCUCAAAAGAUGUUCCUGGGGAGCUUGUGAAAUAUUUAAAGUGUUUACAUGCCAUGGAGGUCCACAUGAUGAUACAGUUUUUACCUGUGAUUCUCAUGCAGCUUUUUCAAGUUUUGACCUCACUUUCCAAUGAAGAAGAAGUAUCUUUAAAUUGUACUUUGGUGCUACUCCAUAUUGUGUCCAAGUGCCAUGAAGAAGGUUUAGACCAUUACCUUCGGUCUUUUAUUAAGUAUGUCUUCAAAACAGAGAAGCAGCAUUCCCCUCAAAGCAAGACACUCCAUGAGAUUUUGGCUACCACAUUAAUUACAGUUCUGAAGCAGUCAGCUGAUUUCCUAGCAAUAAAUAAGUUACUAAAGUACUCAUGGUUUUUCUUUGAAGCAUUGGCAAAGGCUAUGGCAUUGUACCUUAUAGAAGAAAACAAAAUCAAGGUACCUAGACCUCAGAGAUUCCCGGACUCUUAUCAAAAUGUUCUUCAUUCUUUGCUACUCUCAGUAAUACCACAUGUCACUAUAAGAUAUGGUGAGAUUCCAGAGGAGUCCCGCAAUGUCAACAUGAGCUUGGCCAACUUCAUCAAGAGAUGUCUGACAUUUAUGGACAGGGGAUUUGUCUUUAAUCUUAUCAAUGACUACAUGUCUGGAUUUAGCCUUAAGGAUCCAAAGAUACUCAAUGAAUACAAAUUUGAAUUUCUCCAAACCAUCUGCAGUCACGAGCACUUCAUCCCACUUAACCUGCCGAUGCCGUUUGCCAAGCCUAAACUGCAAAGAGUGCAAGAUAUGAAUCUUGAAUGCAGUUUAACAGAUGAUUAUUGCAAGAAUCAUUUUCUCGUUGGUCUCUUGUUGAGCGAAGUAUUACUGGCCAUACAGGAGAAUUGUGACAUCAGAUUUGCUGCCAUCUCUACUUUAAAACACCUUCUAAUAAAACAUGCAUUUGACAAUCGGUAUCAGCAUAAGAAUCAGCAAGCAAAAAUAGCCCAGCUUUACCUCCCCCUUGUAGGCAUGUUGCUAGAUAACGUCUCAAAGUUUGCUAGCAGAGAUUCCCUUUACCACUGUACAGCAGUGUCAACUUCUGCAUCCAGGGACACAUUUAUGUGCAGCUUUUCCUCUCCUUCCAACAGAUCAAGCUUGAUCAUGGACAAAGACAUUGGUUACAGCUCAUCUUUGGUAAAUGGUUGCAUCAUGAAAAGGGAUGACUCGCGUGGCUCAAUCACCAUGGAUGGAACAUCUGAUCUCAACAUGAACGUGGAAAAUAUGCGUAGAAGCUCCACAAAAAGCAGUGUGUCUCCUUAUACCCAACUGGAUUCAUAUGAAAUGAAGAGCCUUCUGAUCAGCUAUUUGUACAUAGUCAAAGUUAUUUCAGAAGAAUCUCUGGUUAGCUACUGGAAUAGAAUGUCCCCACAGGAACUGCCGAACUUCCUUACACUUCUUGAGGCUUGCCUAUACCAUUUCAGAUAUGUAGGAAAAAGAAAUAUUGCAAGAGUUCAGGAUGCUUGGAUAUCUAAGCACUUUGUGGCAGGAGACAGAAAAUCUCAGACAAUGCCUGCCCUGCGGAGUAGAACUGGAGCUACACGUCUGCAACACCUUAGCAGUUUAGAAAGCUCCUUCACCCUUAAUCAUAGUUCAGGUUUUACUGAAGCUGAUAUUUUACAUCAAGCAUUGCUAGAAGGCAAUUGUACUACUGAAGUAUCCUUAACUGUACUGGAUACCAUCUCGUUCUUCACACAAACCUUUAGGACUCAGCUCCUUAACACUGAUUGUCAAAACCCCUUGAUGAAGAAAGUUUUCGACAUCUACUUGGCAUUUCUAAAAAAUGGACAGUCAGAGAUCUGCUUAAAACACGUCUUUGCCUCACUCAGGUCUUUCAUUAGCAAGUUUCCUUCAGCCUUCUUCAAAGGAAGAGUCAAUAUGUGUGCAGCGUUUUGCUAUGAGGUUCUUAAAUGCUGCACCUCCAAACUCAGUUCCACCAGAAAUGAAGCUUCUGCUGUCCUGUAUCUUCUUAUGAGGAACAAUUUUGAGUUCACCAAGAGGAGGACAUUUCUCAGGACACAUUUACAGAUCAUAAUUGCUGUAAGCCAACUUAUUGUGGAUGUGGCUCUUAGUGGAGGAUCCAGGUUUCAGGAAUCACUUUCAAUAAUUAACAAUUUUGCAAACAGUGACCGAGCAAUGAAGUCAACAGCAUUUCCCUCAGAAGUGAAAGAUCUGACAAAGAGAAUCCGAACAGUUAUCAUGGCGACAGCUCAAAUGAAGGAACACGAAAGAGAUCCAGAAAUGUUGGUAGAUCUACAGUAUAGCUUGGCCAAGUCAUAUGCUAGUACACCCGAGCUUAGAAAGACGUGGCUGGAGAGUAUGGCCAAGAUCCAUGUGAAAAAUGGCGACUAUUCAGAGGCUGCAAUGUGCUGCAUCCAUGUAGCUGCCCUAGUUGCUGAAUUUCUCUUCAGAAAAAAACUCUUUCACAGUGGCUGUUCUGUAUUUAAGAAGAUCACACCCAAUAUUGAUGAGGAGGCGGCCAUGAAAGAAGAUGCUGGCAUAUUGGAUGUCUAUUACAGUGAGGAGGUGUUAGUAGAGUUGCUUGAGCAAUGUGUGGACGGCUUAUGGAAAGCAGAGAGAUAUGAAACCAUAUCUGAAGUAUCAAAGCUCCUUAUACCAAUUUAUGAAAAGAGGCGAGAAUUUGAGAAACUCACUCAGCUGUAUAGGACUCUCCACAAUGGUUAUACGAAAAUCAUGGAAGUCAUGCAGUCUGGAAAGCGGCUUUUGGGAACGUUCUUCAGGGUGGCCUUUUAUGGUCAGGGUUUCUUUGAAGAAGAAGAUGGCAAGGAAUAUAUCUACAAGGAACCAAAGCUAACAGGACUUUCUGAAAUAUCCUUACGUCUAUUAAAUUUGUAUGGUGAAAAAUUUGGGGCAGAUAAUGUGAAAAUGAUUCAGGAUUCUAACAAGGUUAAUGUGAAAGCUCUUGACGUCAAGUUCGCCCACAUUCAGAUAACGUAUGUCAAGCCCUACUUAGAAGAGCAAGAACUUUCUGAUAGGAAGACAGAUUUUGAGAGGAAUCACAACAUUAGCCGAUUUGUCUUCGAAACCCCGUACACUCUGUCAGGAAAAAAGCAUGGAAACGUGGAAGAGCAGUGUAAGAAAAGAACCAUAUUAACAACAUCCAAUUCUUUUCCAUACGUCAAGAAAAGAAUACCUGUAAUCUAUGAGCACCAGAUGGAUCUUAAGCCCAUUGAUGUUGCUAUUGAUGAGAUUAAGGACAAAACCGCAGAUUUGCUGAAGAUUUGCUCAUCCGCAGAUGUCGACAUGAUACAGUUACAGCUAAAGCUACAAGGCUGUGUUUCUGUGCAGGUAAAUGCGGGUCCUUUAGCCUAUGCCAGAGCUUUCCUAGAUGACAGUCGGUCCAGCAAGUAUGCCAGCAAAAAGAUUAAGGAACUAAAAGAUAUUUUUAAACAGUUUAUACAAGUGUGUGCCACUGCCCUGGAUCUGAAUGAACGGCUCAUCAAAGAGGAUCAGUUUGAAUACCACGAGGGACUGAAAACUAAUUUCAGAGAAAUGGUGAAAGAGCUAUCUGACAUUAUUCAUGAGCAGAUUUAUCAAGAAGAUUCCAUGCACUCGUCAUGGCUGCAGAAUUCUUUGCAUGUCUUCCAUGCCAUAAGUGGGACUGCAACUGAAUGAGCUUCUUACAACAGUCAGAGACAAACACGCCUCACAAUUCAUCUAUCUCAGGAACAAUCUGGCAUGGAUUUCCAAAACGAAUGUGUAUUUUCUUACUUCAUUAAAGAAAUGAUAGUUCUAAGGAUUUUACAAAGCUCUUGUCCCGGAGCUAUUAUAGAAUGUAAUAGCAGAGAGUCCAUAACCGCUUGUAAUCACUUGAAUUGCACAGUAUUGUAUAGGCUUAUUUAAAAUUUUACAUAUAGAUGUAUUGUUUGACCUGAAAGGGGUUAUCCAGGAAAAAACUUUUUUUUAUAUAUCAACUGGC
Messenger RNA from Hyla sarda, 6604 nucleotides. It is a transcript of the gene DOCK11, whose product is annotated as dedicator of cytokinesis 11. Lineage: Eukaryota; Metazoa; Chordata; Amphibia; Anura; Hylidae. The record is from RefSeq and is a predicted model, not a curated record. Gene Ontology annotation, biological process: positive regulation of filopodium assembly; small GTPase-mediated signal transduction; positive regulation of GTPase activity. Bases 130 to 6300 code for a protein of 2056 amino acids. The transcript has 53 exons. Gene Ontology annotation, molecular function: guanyl-nucleotide exchange factor activity.